Messenger RNA from Cannabis sativa, 1343 nucleotides. RefSeq names its product protein TIFY 10A. Gene Ontology annotation, cellular component: nucleus. NCBI's taxonomy places the organism in Eukaryota, Viridiplantae, Streptophyta, Magnoliopsida, Rosales, Cannabaceae. Gene Ontology annotation, biological process: regulation of jasmonic acid mediated signaling pathway; response to wounding; regulation of defense response. Bases 298 to 1086 code for a protein of 262 amino acids. The record is from RefSeq and is a predicted model, not a curated record. The transcript is spliced from 5 exons.
CCCCAAUUAAAAUAAUCAAUUUCAUUAAAUUAUUAUUCAUUUUUUAAAUAAAUAAAUAAAAUAUAAUAUAAAGUUUCUGAAAGAGAGAGAGAGAGAGAGAGAGAGAGAGCGAGUUGUAUACGUACACAUAUACAAUAUAUAUAUAAUAGAUGUCGAAGGGGUUGAAAAUGGAGGUAUAUUAAGACCAGAUAUAGAUGCAGAGUUUUCUUCAAGCACCAACAUCCAUAAAACUUUUUUAAUUAAGGGAUUCAAUUCUUCACUCAAGUCUUUUCAGUUUUCUUUUUUAUCUCGGAAAAUAUGUCGGUCUCAUCAGAAAACACAGAGGUUUCCGCCCACAAAUCCGCUAGGUUUUCUGAAAAGCCCAGUUUCUCUCAGAAGUGUAGUAUGUUGAGUCAGUAUCUGAAAGAGAAGGGUAGCUUUGGAGAUCUAAGCUUGGGGAUGGCACGCACAAUUGAACCAAACGGGGCAACAAUGAAUUUUUUUCCAGCUAUGGAAAGCCAAACAUACACAGCAGCAUCACGAGACCUCAAGUUCAUGAAUUUGUUUCCUCAACAAGCUGGUUUUAGUUCCCCUCGUCCUGAGCGAGAAGCCCCCAAGAUGGCAGAUUAUAGUCUGAACAAGCCUGCCACAGGAGAGCUUGAAAGAUCCCAAAUGACUAUCUUUUAUGGUGGACAAGUGAUUGUCUUGAAUGACUUUCCAGCGGAUAAGGCAAAAGAAUUGAUGCUUUUGGCUAGCCAGGAGAGCUCCCACAACCUCACUGCCCAGGCCUCUAACCAGGCAAAGAGCAACAACGCCUUCCCAUUUAACAUGACAAAGAAUCCAUUUGAUUCUGGUGUUUCGGUUCCUCCAAGUCCGACUGUUGUUCCUAACUUCGUCGGUAAAGCAAUUCAGGAAUCUGUUCAGCCGACCCCAAGUCCGAAUGUUUGCGAUCUACCAAUUGCUAGGAAAGCUUCACUUCACCGAUUCUUGGAGAAGAGAAAGGAUAGAAUCAAUGCCAGAGCACCAUACCAAAUCCCAGAAUUAGCUGCAUCAAAGUCAACUGAAGGCAACUCAUGGCUAGGCUUGGCUGCACAGAGAACACAGUAGUUUGAUCUCAUAUAUUAUAUGAAAUAUUAGGCUUUUCAUAAUUUAAGCCUUCUAUCUUUCCGAUUUUGCUGGGUUUAGGUCUACUGCUAUUUUUCUCAGUUCUGUUUUAUUUUCAUUAAUAUAAUAAUUAAUAUAUUUUUUGAACCAUCUGGCUCUGGUGGACUGGAGCCUGGUUUUAGAUCUAAGUAUCUAACUCUUGUUUAAUCUUAGAUUCUGUAAUUAAAUUAUAAAUCAAAAGAUUUUAGUUACUACUGGUA